Messenger RNA from Lasiodiplodia theobromae, 630 nucleotides. Its product is annotated as Short-chain alcohol dehydrogenase. Gene Ontology annotation, molecular function: oxidoreductase activity, acting on the CH-OH group of donors, NAD or NADP as acceptor. Bases 1 to 630 code for a protein of 209 amino acids. Lineage: Eukaryota; Fungi; Ascomycota; Dothideomycetes; Botryosphaeriales; Botryosphaeriaceae. The transcript is spliced from 5 exons. The record is from RefSeq and is a predicted model, not a curated record.
AUGAUCGACAAGGAAGGCGGUAUCUCUGAGGUUAUCCAGGGUGACGUGACAAGUGAGGAGUCUUGCAAGGCUGCUGUAGAGAAGACAGUGGCACUGUGGGGGGAGCUACAUAUUCUGGUCAACAUCGUGGGAGUUGGAGGAGCUCUGGGCGAUGCCACCGUGAUCGAUCUCAAAGCCUGGGACCGAGACAUGCGCAUCAACUUGACAAGCAUGGUGUUAAUGAGCCGAUACGCCAUUCCCGAAAUGAGAAAGGCGGGCCGGGGAUCCAUUGUGAACAUGUCAUCCGUCAGCGGCUUGCUCGGCGGCAACCCCAGUCUUCUCUAUCCCACAACCAAGGGAGCCAUCAUCCAGAUGACGCGGGCAAUGGCAGCGCACCAUGGCCAGGAGAACAUCCGCGUCAACUGUGUGGCUCCUGGAAUGGUGUACACUCCCAUGACCAGAGGGCGCGGCAUGACGGAUGAAAUGAGACGAGCGAGAAUCAAUCAGAAUCUCAUGAAAAAGGAGGGCACUGCCUGGGACGUAGGAUAUGGCUUGAUCAUGCCUGUGGAUGGAGGCACUACUGCUGGCAGGGCCGACAGACCAGCCCUGAAAGCCGAUACCCUCGCAGAAGCUGUGACCAGCAAGCUUUAG